AUGAAGCGUUCAUCAAUAAAUAAUCGUGUUAAAGAAAUAACAUCAAAACCAACAAAUAACGAUACUAUUAAUUCACCUACAUCAACGAUAAAGUCAAAAUUUUCUUUGCCCGUAAGAAAAUCCGGUCCAAAUAUAAGUCGACCGAAGUCUGACACUUCUAUUUCAAGACAAAACGAUCAUGUCACUUUUGAACCGCAACUGAUCUCAAAUGAGCGAACGAUAGAAGAUAAAUCAACCUUACAUCCAUAUCGAUCAAAUACAACGCCACCUUAUCUAGGCAGAUCUCCUUCUACUCCAACACUACGUAAUUCUAAUUCAUCAUCCAACACUGAUUUACCUUCGAUUGAAGAUGAAUUAUUCUCAUCCUCAUCACCGCCUCAACUGCCUCCACUUUUACCAACAAUAACAUUUUCCUCCGAUCUUAUAUGUGAAUCAUCACCUCCUUCAUCACGUGCUUCUUCCCCAAUUGUGUCUUCAAGUCCAAUAACGACGCCCUCAGUUUCACCUUCUAAUUCAUCAAUAUCUUCAUCUGAUACUACAAAUGACGAUGAAACUGAAGCUCCUCUUGAUAUAACCACUUUUCUUGCUGCCCCUCGUCUCACUCAACGUGUUCGUCUAAAAAGUGGUCGU
Molecule: messenger RNA, 630 nt
Organism: Ambispora leptoticha
Lineage: Eukaryota; Fungi; Glomeromycota; Glomeromycetes; Archaeosporales; Ambisporaceae
Source: the annotation of a GenBank genome assembly